UGUGAACAGUGCGAAAAGGCAAGACGAAGCGUUAACAACGCUAAACGAAAGCGCGCAAGCUAAAUACCCAAAAACAAAAAAAAACUAUCGAAAAGUUACAGUUAAUUGUGUAUGAGUUUGUGUGUGCCUGCGUGCUUCUAGAGGGCGCGGUAACUGGCCAUAAGAUAAAAGGUCAAACGGUAAAAAAAAGAAAACCGUCAAUCAGCACUACGCUGCAGAAUAUUGCUGACUUUACGCGUUGAAUGCCGAGCUCGUUGCGGCUCAUUGGCGUACUGAAAGCAAAGUGCAAUAACGUAGCCGAGGAAACCUCGGAAGUAGAGAAAUACAAUUGUAAACGCUUUGUGUGCUUGUGACGCGAGUUAAAAAUAUAUAUAAAAUACUCGUGUUAGCGAAAAUUUUCAGUGGCUUUUCCGAGAACUACUUGAGACACAGCAUCCGACUUCGAUUGGCGGUGCAUCAGUAUAGCGACGGUAAAGUGGCAGCUGCAAAGUAAAAUAAAAAAUACAAAUAAAAAUAAAACUUUUUGUACUUUACACACCUGCGCGUGCACACUUCCGUUUGGCGACAAACACGACUUUGAAAUACACAGAUAAAUUGCAGUGCACAUACACAACUACAGUGAUGACCUGGUUUAGUGGCGUAACUGCGUCGUAUGACAGCAACUUCCGGUGUAAACGGAAGUUACACGGCUAUUUGUUUUUGGCAUGCGCUUUACUGCUGAUUGCGGUGCCGGCGAACGCACGUCCCAAGGAGACAGGCGAUGUUAUCAUACCUUUGGACGAUGCUGGGUUGGCGUUGAGCGAAGAGUAUGGCGAUGUGGAUAAUAUUGAGUUCCACCAGGCGAAAAUCGUCGAUGGCGUACUGCAGGAAGAACACCCAGUUAUAAUGUAUAAAGAGGAUUUCGUGAGCGAAGAUUUCGUGCCGAAAAAGAACAACACUCACCGCUUGCGCAAACACAAAGAUCCCGCACAUCGUCGUCGCCGCAUCAACGAUCAGUCAAACUCCAACUCUGAACAGUAUCAUCCCUUGCAGCCGGAGAAAAUCUAUUUCGAUAUCCUGUCCUCAGCACCGAUUGUCACCUCCGAUGAGUCAAAGUCCGCCAAUGCGAAGACACAUGUGGAAGUCAUUUCGCUAGCCGAUGCCGACGCUAAGUUGGUGGAUGGUGAAGAUGACGCAAAGCGCGUGCUCAGCAAGCGCCCGAAGAAAUUCCAGCAUCGUCGUCAACGUCGCGAUGCGGACCGCAUUUGGCAUAUGGAGCAUAUUGUGCAGAAACGUCAUCAAAAUCCUUAUUAUCGCACAUCGAACUCAAAUGCCAUCCGCGCCCACCCACAAGUGUCCAACCACUAUUUACCGAGUUACGAAACGGCGAAGCGUUAUCAAAAAUAUCCGAUUGCUGGCGAAUACUACAACGGUCUUGGUAAUAGCGUACCCCAACGAAAAAUUACCGUUGUAUCGCGAUUCGGCGGUGAAGAAAAUACUGAUCGUGUCAUUUGGCGUGAUUACACACCGACUAGAAAUCCAAAUCAACGCUUGAAUAUCACAGUCGGCACACCCAGACCGCUUUUUGGCGCGCGUCGCCCUCCCACCCCCACCGAAGCACCGCUCUCAGCUGUACCAGCCCCAAGAGACCAGGGAGCAGCUUCGUUUGAUUCAAGACCUAUUUCUGAUCCCGUCGUAACGGAAGCGCCCAUCUUUAAAGUGCCCACACCGCCAACACCCACAUCGGCUCCCGCCUCCACCGCCUGUGUGUGGGCUAUAGCCAGCUGCUGCGCGCCCAACGAUUCCGCGGUGCGUUAUGGCUGCUUCCAACGCUAUGGUUGUAAUUUGGUCUUUUGGAAUUUGAAUCCUUGUGCGGACAAUAUACGCGACAAUGUCAUCGACUUUCUGAGUAAACAAUACGAUUAGAACGAAACAUCGUCGAACAUAUUGCAGUUACUAGUAUUUAAAGUUGUCACAAAGCAUUUAUUAACCAUAGCCUAGUUUGUAAGUUUAAGUUAUUGUGCGCUGUUUUUAUGUUUUUUAUUUUUUUUUCAUUUUUAUUUUUUAUAAUUUAAUUCUAAUUUUACCGUUUUUACUGAUGCUAUAUUUUUUUAUAAAAAAAAAGAGAUUUUAUUUAAAAUUGCUAACGGUUUUUUAUAUGUUAAUUUAUGCAAUUACAUAAACUUUAAGUUAGUGUAUAAUUGUUUUUGCUUGAAUAUAUGCUGUUCAAUUAAGAAGCAAUAAAUAGAAAACAAAAUAAAAAAUAUAUACUUUAUUUGAGUGCCUCAAAAAGAA
This is a messenger RNA of Zeugodacus cucurbitae (melon fly), 2274 nucleotides long. RefSeq lists its product as uncharacterized. Bases 622 to 1905 code for a protein of 427 amino acids. The record is from RefSeq and is a predicted model, not a curated record. The transcript has 7 exons. NCBI's taxonomy places the organism in Eukaryota, Metazoa, Arthropoda, Insecta, Diptera, Tephritidae.